This is a messenger RNA of Centruroides sculpturatus (bark scorpion), 935 nucleotides long. Its product is annotated as dystonin-like. The coding region runs from base 81 to 935 and encodes 284 amino acids. The transcript is spliced from 4 exons. Gene Ontology annotation, cellular component: plasma membrane; actomyosin contractile ring; cell junction. Gene Ontology annotation, biological process: actin cytoskeleton organization; actin filament bundle assembly. Gene Ontology annotation, molecular function: actin lateral binding. The record is from RefSeq and is a predicted model, not a curated record. Lineage: Eukaryota; Metazoa; Arthropoda; Arachnida; Scorpiones; Buthidae.
UUGAAUAUUAAUGUUUAUAUUUGUAGGUUAUUGGAGAUAUUGAUGAAAUAUUGGAUUGGUUUCAUGAAGCUGAAAAACAGAUGUUGGAAGCAGAACCUCUCAUUGUUGAUCCAGAUUCUUUAGCAGCCUUAUUAAAAGAACAAAAGAUCUUAAACGAUGAAGUCAGCAGUCAAAAAGGACGUGUUCGAGACAUACUUGCCUCAGCCAAGAAAUUAAUGAGAGAGUCUUCGAGUGAUGAUUUAGCCCAUAUCAGAGAUAAAGCCGAUGAGCUUAAAGAUGUAGUAAAUACUGUAUCAGCUCUUUCUGCUGAUCGCCUCAGUGCCUUGGAACAAGCACUCCCUCUUGCUGAACAUUUCUUUGAAACUCAUGCAGAUAUAAGUCAAUGGUUAGAUGAAAUGGAAUCUGAAGCUGAACUUUUAGAAACUCCUGCCUUGAAUGCUCAUCAAAUCAAAAAACUUCAAGAUAGGAAUAAAGGAUUAUUGCAAUCAGUUAAUGAACAUAAACCACUCUUGGAUAAAUUAAACAAGACUGCUAUUGCUUUGAAAAAGCUUUGCAGUGCAGAUGAAGGUGAUAAAGUCCAAGCAAUUUUAGAUCUGGAUAAUAAUCGCUACAACAGCUUAAAAAUGGCACUUCGUGAAUGGCAAGAUGCUCUUGAUGAAGCUCUGCAGGCAACUUCUCAGUUUUCUGAUAAAUUAGAUGGAAUGCUAAAUGCAUUAUCAUCUACAGCAGAACAGCUUAAUAAUGCUGAACCAAUAUCUGCUCAUCCAGAAAAAAUACAUGAACAAAUCUGUGAUAAUAAGGCUGUUUUGAAAGAUUUAGAUAAACGUUCAAGUGCAUUAGAAGCAGUUAGACGAGCUGCUGAUGAUGUAAUUACCAAGGCUGGCGAUUCAGAAGAACCUGCUGUGAGAGGUAAAUUUUUUAAAUUCCUUUUUUAG